UUUAGGGUUAACGGCUAAACGUGAUUUUUUUUAUCUCUUUAAGUCGAUGAACAGUGCAGUACUCAAAAGUUUUCAAUUUUUUUCUACGGGGCAGACAUGUAUUUUAAAAGCACCUGAGCAAGCAACAAAACUAAGUCCGUUUGUCCAUCAAUACCAAUUCACUCCUUUAUUCAAGCUUCAAAAUUCAGUGUUUUCAAGUGUUUUUAUUUCUUGUUUAAAUACAAAUAGUGUCAUCUACAUGGUUAAAAAUGUGAAUAAAUGUUCAAGUGCAGCUCAUCUUGUUCGUGAUUUUUUUCUCAGUUUGGAAUAAAUCGAAAUGACGUCAAGGUGAGAUGAAAAACAACUUACCUCUACCUGUAUUCCACAUGGAUUUAUUUAAUAUCACACAUGUUACUCUCAACACCACAUAUUCAAUCAAACCAAGUAAACAAAUCAAGAUUUUUCACUUCCCAUUUAUAACACGGCUAGCACCGUACCACUGUUAUACAUGAGUUAAUGAAAUGAAUCUGGCUGAGUCGAUAAAUGGGGAACGCAAAUAAAAACCUUUCAAAACGAACAAUAUCCAAGGACUCGUUUGCAGACAUCAGCGGACGAACAUUCCCCGGCGGGAUGGGCGAACACAAAAGAGGUGCGGUCGACAGCAGGAACAGCUUCGCAGAUGACGAGAACGGCUCGUCCGAGUGUCGCUUCAGCGAAGACCAGAACAAGUGCCUGCGCUGCAGUGCGCCACUCGCCACAAAGGCCAGAUACUGCAGGAACUGCUACAAUGCCAGAAGGACUUGGAUGCCACGCAGGCCGAACAGAAGGCGACCUGCUCUGCGGAGGCCCCCGUCCGCCUCGCAUACCGCGAGCACAGACAACGACGUACUUUUUGUCCCUGAGAGAAACUAUCACAACAUGAAAGGAGAUGUGAGAGUCCCUAACCCGAUGUACUCUAACUUGCCGAACCGACUGGGCAGCAGCAGCAUGGACAGCACUUCCGAUUCAGAUUACGAUCAUGAAGAAGGUGUUAUCCUACAGAUGCAGAAAAUUAGUCAAAACUGCAGAUCUAUAUGCCCAAUGAACAUCAAACGAUAUGUAGCACUUUCUGGAUCAAAGUUCUGUCUGAAAGAAGGCUUGCGAGGCUUGAAAGAAGGGAGUACCUUCGGGCGUACAUGGAAUCGGCGAGGACGGACUCGAGCGAUGAAUCGACGGACACGUCCGACGAGGAAGACCGUGUGUGCGGUGAGUGCGGCGAAGGGCGGCCAAACGCGUUCUUGGUGCACGACAGGACCGCCCAUUGCUCCCUCUGCUACAAGUGCGCCCGAGAUCUGUUCCGGAAGAAUGGCCCUUGCCCAGAAUGCGGCAAAACUAUAGAUCACAUUAUUAGGAGGAAUUUGUGCUAAUAAACCUUCCCGUUCUUGCCUGUAAAUUGAUUAUUUUGACAAAAUACGAUAAAAAGCUGUCAUGUGAUGCAUUUUAUUAAAAAACAACUCGACAAAUAAACGCAACAUUUUUUCGA
Cimex lectularius (bed bug) is the source of this 1501-nucleotide messenger RNA. Its product is annotated as E3 ubiquitin-protein ligase Mdm2-like. The record is from RefSeq and is a predicted model, not a curated record. NCBI's taxonomy places the organism in Eukaryota, Metazoa, Arthropoda, Insecta, Hemiptera, Cimicidae. The transcript has 6 exons. Bases 523 to 1356 code for a protein of 277 amino acids.